AUGGUAGCCGCUACAGCUACAGAAAUGUUUCUUGUGUGCUUUGAAUCCUUGUGCCCCUGUUUUCGCUCAAAAAGGAAGGAUGGAAGUGAAGAUCCUGUUCUUGCAAAAGACGGAAAUUCCUUGAGUUCUUCUGAAAUGAGGUCAAUUUCUGACAGAAUUCCCUCGAGCCCUCUUCGGGUACCUGCAAGUCCAUCUAGAUUUUCAUUAUCUUCACCGCCAAGUAGAAAUGAUCCAUUGAACCUCAGUCUUGAAACUGUUAUUAAACUGACACGUAACUUUUCACCGGCCUUGAUGAUUGGCGAAAGUUAUUUUGGAAAGGCCUACAGAAUGGACUUGCAAAAUGGCCUUGUUGUGGCUAUUAAAAGGGCAAGAAAGGAACAUUUUGCUUCUUUACAUGCAGAAUUCAAAAAUGAAAUUGCACUACUAAAAAAAAUCGAACACAGGAAUCUGGUCCAGUUACUUGGAUAUAUUGACAAAGGGAAUGAAAGAAUUGUCAUAACCGAGUUUGUGUCAAAUGGCACUCUUAGGGAACAUUUGGAUGGACAACAUGGGCUAAUAUUGGGCUUCAGUCAGCGGCUUGAAAUAGCCAUAGAUGUUGCCCAUGGAUUGACUUAUCUGCAUCUAUAUGCAGAGAAGCCCAUUAUACACCGGGAUGUGAAGUCAUCAAACAUUCUACUAACUGAAGGCUUCAGGGCAAAAGUAGCCGACUUCGGAUUUGCAAGAAUUGGUUCAACAGAUCCAGGCCAGUCAGAGAUUCAAACUGAUGUGAAAGGAACAGCUGGCUAUGUGGAUCCAGAGUAUCUGCGGACAAACUAUCUGACAGUCAAGAGUGAUGUGUUCUCUUACGGCAUCUUGCUCCUGGAAAUCCUAUCAGGUCGUCGUCCUAUUGAGGUGAACAGAGGAGGAAGAGAAAAGAUUACCGUGCGAUGGGCCUUCGAGAGAUAUAACAAAGGCAAUGUCCAGGAGAUACUGGAUCCGAUGUUGACCGAAUCAGUAAACAAGGACAUACUGAAUAAGAUUUUCGAUGUAAUGUUCCAAUGCGUCGCUCCUACUCGUGCGGACAGGCCACAUAUGAAAGAGGUUGUGGAGAAGCUCUGGAAGAUACGGAGGGACUAUGCUAAAACCCAAAACAGAGCAGAAGGAUCUCUUUAA
Messenger RNA from Triticum turgidum subsp. durum (durum wheat), 1152 nucleotides. The record is from the annotation of a GenBank genome assembly. Lineage: Eukaryota; Viridiplantae; Streptophyta; Magnoliopsida; Poales; Poaceae.